AUGAAGACCGACGAGAGGGACUCUCCCUCUGUUGACCAGCUUGAGAAUGCUCAAACUGCUCCUAUAAUUAUCCCUACAGAAAUCAUUGACAAAAUUCACAAUGGCGAUGAUGCACUACAAUUCCUCCAGCAGGGUCAUGAGCCCUACUCAAAGGAGGAGGAGAAGCGUGUUCUCCGGAAGGUGGAUAUAAGAAUGCUCACAUUGAUGCUUAUUGUGAACGGAUUUCAAUUCGUGGAUAAGAAUACCCUAUCUUAUGCUGGAACAUAUGGUCUCGAGACUGAGGCGCACUUGGUCGGACAACAAUACAGUCUGCUCACAACAAUCUUCUAUAUUGGAUACCUGGCUGCUCAAUGGCCGGCCAAUUGGUUAAUGCAGAGAUUCCCAAUCUCGAAAGUUUUAUGUAUCACAUUUGUGCUCUGGGGUGCUACCUUGACAGCAACCGGAGCCUGCACAACAUUCCGCUCCCUGGCGACCGUUCGACUCCUCCUCGGAAUAUUCGAAUCCGCCCUGAACCCCGGCUUUGUGUUGAUCACAUCAUCCUGGUGGAAGCGUGAAGAGCAGCCCGCCCGUGUUGGACUUUGGUACAGUGCCAAUGGUUUGAUCGGUGCGCCUUCGGGGGCAAUCUUUUAUGCCAUCGCGCAUCUUCACGCACGUGGCUUGUUCGCCUACCAAUGGAUGUUCAUUAUCUUUGGAUCCGUAACAGUCUGCUUCGGUAUCUCUCUCUGGUGGCUCCUGCCCUCCACCCCAAUGACUGCUGGAUUCCUGACAGAGCGAGAGCGAUUCAUCGUCGUGGAUCGUCUCAAGAGCAAUAAAACCGGUGUGAAGAACAGCAAUAUCAAGGGAGAGCAGUUCAAGGAGACUUUGCUCGAUAUCCGUGUUUGGAUGCUUGUUUUGGCCAUCUUCUGCCACAACAUGACCAACAGUCUCCAGACAACCUUCAUGGGAAUCAUCAUCAAGGGCUUCGGAUAUAGUACCUACGAAGCCGUUCUGCUGAACAUUCCCCCCGGAAUCAUCAUGGCCACCAGCAUGAUCCUCGUCAGCUUAUUCCUGUCCUCCAAGUGGGGCAAGAAUAAGCGAAUCUUCUGCAUGAUCCUUUGCUACUGUCCUGGAAUCAUCUCUGCAUCCAUCUUAUACUGCAGCCCCAUCGAGGCUUCGACAAAGCACUUGCAUCUCUUUGCCAUCUUCAUUGUGCCUAUUGUUGCAGUUAGCGCGGGUAUCAUGUACUCUCUCCUUGCGAGUAAUGUCGCCGGUUAUUCGAAGAAAGUCAUGGUUGGUGCCAUGUUCUUCUCGUCUAACUGUAUUGCCAAUAUUAUCUCGCCGCAGACCUUCAUUACCGCACAGGCGCCCAAGUACACCACUGGUAUGGUGACCUCGCUGUGCAUGUUUGUGGCAUGCAUCUUGAUUUUCUCCGUUCUCUACAUCCUCUAUAGCCUGGAAAACAAGAAACGAGAGCUGGAGGAUGUCGCUGAAAUGACCGAAGAGAUGGAGCUGGCAAAUGCUUUUGCAGAUUUGACAGACCGACAGAACAUUUCGUUCAGAUAUACGCUGUAG
Penicillium verhagenii is the source of this 1551-nucleotide messenger RNA. RefSeq names its product MFS allantoate transporter. Bases 1 to 1551 code for a protein of 516 amino acids. Gene Ontology annotation, biological process: dipeptide transport; tripeptide transport; allantoate transport. The transcript has 4 exons. Gene Ontology annotation, molecular function: allantoate transmembrane transporter activity; dipeptide transmembrane transporter activity. The record is from RefSeq and is a predicted model, not a curated record. NCBI's taxonomy places the organism in Eukaryota, Fungi, Ascomycota, Eurotiomycetes, Eurotiales, Aspergillaceae. Gene Ontology annotation, cellular component: plasma membrane.